Molecule: messenger RNA, 1569 nt
Organism: Paramecium tetraurelia
Lineage: Eukaryota; Ciliophora; Oligohymenophorea; Peniculida; Parameciidae
Exons: 5
Molecular function (GO): toxic substance binding
Source: RefSeq, a predicted model, not a curated record
AUGAUUUAGUUGAGACCUUAAAUUUCACUAAAAAUUGACAAAAUCUCUAAAGAUGGUAUAUGCAUUAGAAUAUUCGGUUGGUUUCUAUUCUAUGUCAUUUUGUAGAUAAUGAUGAUAAACAAUCGAAAAAAAUAUUUAUCCUAUGAUAUUAGAUUAAGUAAGUUUGAAGGAGAUGCCAAUCAAAGUGAAAAUAAGAAAUUAAAUUAUACCAACACCACUGGGAAAUAUACAUUUCCUAUUCAAAAUAUAAGCGAAGUGGAAUUGAAUCUAAAUGUUACAAUCAAUAAAAAUGACUAUUACGAUUUAGAACAUGUUAUGGUUAAGGAAGAGGAAAUACUUAAUGAUAUGAAGUACUAAUUAAUAGUGCAUUCAGAAGAUUAAACUCUCGUGCUCAAUGAAACCCACACGACUUCAUUGAAAUGCAAAUCUAAGAGCUAAUAAAUUUAAUGCACUGGCUAUCUAGAGUCAAUUAUCAAUAAUGGCUAUAAGGAUCUCCAAUUCCAAUUACUCAUAUUCCAUCAUAAUGCAUUAGCCAUUCACUCUUAAAAUUUAACAUUGCUAUAUGAGAACAAUCAAUAUUUCACUAUGAUUUUGAUUUUUUAAGUUCUCUUCCUCUUUUUGAUUCUGUAUGGCAUAUACUAUUUCUUCAGCAAUUUGAGUGAUUAUCCUAGACAAAUUUGGCCCAAAAUACAUUAAUGGCUAUUAAUAUUACUUAUAGGAAUGAUUCUCUACAACUUUCCAAUACUACUAAUUCGAAAUCAUUAUGGCCAAUUUGUUCACUAUUACUCGAACUUAGUUGAAUUAUUCAUUUAAUCAGGAUUAUUCUACUUUUGGCUAUCCAUUUUUGAAUUAGAACAAACUUAAUCUUCUGAAGAGGAUGGACAAACAACUUCUAAUUAAUUUACUAUAUGGAAUCUAUUAAAAUUGCUUUUGGUAAUGUUGUAUACAGUUCCUCAGGCAAUAAUGGAUACAUUUAUUUUUAUAAUGCAAGAAGAAUUAAUGUAGUAUGAUCCAAGAGUUGAGAUUCCAUUUUACAGUAUUUACUUGAAAUUUGUAAUUUUAAGUUUAGUUGGAUACUCUGUAUGUUUUGUAUUUCUUUUAUAUAAAUCAUUUAAUCGACAUGAGAAAUCAAUAUUAAUAACUGAACCUCCUGUUAUUGAAAAUGAUAAAUAACAUGAUCCAUUUUAUGAAGGUUAAUAAAUAAAAGAGUAAGAUGGAUAAGGAGAGAUCAGGAAUUAUAAAUUGUUGCAUAUUUUAUCGACAAUUUGCUUUUCAGCUUUAGUUUAUUACCAAUUAGUUACAAUAUUGGAACCAAUUGUAUUAACAAGUUCUAGUACUAUAAAUGAAUGGGCAUUGAUCAAUAUAUAUUUAUGCAUGAUAGUACAAUUAUACAUGCCUUAUAAUCAGCCAUUUGAAGAUGAACAACAAAAGUCAAUGUAUGGAGAUGUGGAAAUGGAUGAUUUAAAUAUUAAGAGUACUAGGGUUAAACAUAAAAAUUUAGCCAAUAAGAAAUUUUAUACAAAGUAGAAGGAUGAGCAAACAGGUUAAGAGGAUGAUAUUCAAAUAUGA